UACACAGAAAGCUCAUCGCAUCACCGCCGUCGAAAGAGUCGAUCCGCUUCGUUGUCUAAACACAAGUGCACCUCAGAUUUAGCGGACAUCACUUUAAUAAUUAUAGCAAGCGAAUAAUACAAUAGGGGUUAAAUAUCCCGAGUUAAUUCUAAAAAUGUUCCAAAAACGAAUUUAUUUGUGGUUAACCUUAAGUAUUUUACUGAUUUUCUGCUCUACAUCAUUUGCCGACAAAAAAGCUAAGAAAUAUUCUCGGGAAGCAAACGAGCCUCAUUUUGAUCAAGUGAAAGCAGAAAGUUAUGAUCCAGACUUUAGAACGUUGCAGAGACCAUUUCGUAUGGCUAAGUUGAACUUAGUGUGGUCUAAGGCACAAAAUAGAUUGACCGAACCCAAAUUGAAAUCUCUCUACAUGGAACUAAAAAUUCAAGACAAAGAGGAAAUUGCCUGGAAGCAAUUAAACUCACAGCAUAAAGAUAAAGAUGGCAUUAAAGCUGACGAGUUGCGUCGGAAAUUAAUAGGAAUUAUGAGUACAUAUGAUUUGUUGGAACAUUUCGAUGAGACAGAAGAUAAGGAGAAAACUAAACCUUAUAAAAAAUUCCACGAUCCAGAAGAACGCCAUAUCAACAAAUCCCUGUUCAAAGAUAAGAAAUUGAAUAAAUUGUGGGAAAAGGCUGAAGUUUCGGGUUUCACAGCAGAGGAGUUGAGCUCUUUGAAACAGGAAUUUGAGCAUCAUCAAGACAAAGUAGAUGUCUAUUAUAGUCUCUUGGAAAAUCUGGGGAGCAAUGUAGAUGUUAAUAAACAUGAAAAUGCAGUUAAUGAAGACGAAUUGGAUAUUUUCAAUACAAUUUCGAAUGACCCAAAUGACAAUGAAAUACAAACACCCGAAAUGAUACGCAGUAAAUAUGAAAGUAGUAUUAACGAAGUAAGAGAUCAUCAUCGAGGCAUAAAAGAUCAUUACGAACGCUUGGAACGUCUUGUUUCAUCUGGCCCACAUAGUCAAGAUUUCAUUGAACCGAAGGUGCAAGGUUUAUGGAGAGUAGCACAAACUAGCAAUUUCAGCGAAAAGGAAUUGGCAUCAAUCAAGACUGAGUUGCAUCACUUUGAAUCAAGACUUCUAAAGCUACGACAUUUACAUGCUGAACAUGCUUUACUAAGAGAGAAAUAUAAGGACGAAAAACAUAAGGAUAAAUCAAAUCGCUUCGAAGACAUGGAGGAAACGCUUAAGAAACAAACACGUAAAGUUGAAAAAAUUCAAGAAAGUAUUGAAAAAAGAAUAUUCAAACACACUGAACUUUAACUCGCUCUCAAAUAAUUAUAACAAUAAUGAUAAGCCGCUAAAAUGUUCCAAAUGUAAGCCAAAAUGAAACAAAAUCAAAUUUGAUUAGUUUGUAAGAUAACGUUAUCAACAUGAAUUUAUUAUUUUUGAUAGAGUUGUCUUUGUAUUUUGUAUAUAAGAUUUGUCUUAAAAAGAAAAUAAUGAGCAUUGUAAGCUCAAUACAUUGUAAUAAAUUGUAUAAUUCGGAUCAUAGGGGGUCAAGAUUAGCUUUUCGGUUUAUUGCUUUAAAGAAAACAAGCAAUCCAAUAAUUCUUGAAUUGGUCAUAUACAGUUUCAUUGUUAUUAGGCAGUUGUAUUGUCUUCAAGAGUAUUUGGUCGAAAAAUGAGCCGUUCUACAUUUCAUCCCAAUUUAGUUGCAAAUGCAUGUGCUUGUUAUUGGUUAAAGAGGGAUCAAUACAGAAAACCAUCCAAUGAUAAUUGAUCUAUAAUGAUUUCUUUGAGGUACAUUCUCGAUGUUGUCAGGUUAUGUUCUCAUUAAUUUCGAAUUGUGCGGCAUAAUAUUAUUGAUAGAUACACACAAUUAAUCCACAUGUUGUAACCAUAAUGUUAAAAGAACAUUAAAUAUUUAGCAAAUAAAAGGAAAACGCCCUUUUUUUAGAAA
Musca domestica (house fly) is the source of this 1934-nucleotide messenger RNA. RefSeq names its product alpha-2-macroglobulin receptor-associated protein. Bases 155 to 1294 code for a protein of 379 amino acids. NCBI's taxonomy places the organism in Eukaryota, Metazoa, Arthropoda, Insecta, Diptera, Muscidae. The record is from RefSeq and is a predicted model, not a curated record. Gene Ontology annotation, cellular component: endoplasmic reticulum; endomembrane system. The transcript has 4 exons. Gene Ontology annotation, molecular function: heparin binding; receptor antagonist activity; low-density lipoprotein particle receptor binding. Gene Ontology annotation, biological process: regulation of receptor-mediated endocytosis.